AUGAUCCAAAGUAAGGAUUUGGAAGGCACUUUUAGAACAACAAGAAGGGCAUCAGCAUCUUCAAGUUCAAGGUUAACCAAUCAUGUUGAUGAUUAUGAUGAGGAAAAUGUCUCAUCUAGAACAAGGUUGUUGGUUGAGAUGGAUUCUGAGGACUGUUGUCCUUCAAUAUUGAUAUGUUACAAAUGCGGUGAGAAACUAAAAAACCUUACUGCUGUUGAAGCACACCAUAUCACUGAGCAUUCAGUCACGGAACUUGAAGAAGAUUCAUCUCGACAGAUUGUAGGAAUAAUAUGUGGAAAUGGAACAAAUUUGGUUAGUUCAGAAUUGAGGCAGAUUGAUUGUAUACUAAAAGUCCACAACAUGCCAAAAACACUUGCAUGCUUUGAAGAGUAUAGAGAAAUUGUAAAGAUUAAUGCCAACAAGCUGCAUGUUAAUCAUCCACGUUGCCUUGCAGAUGGAAAUGAGCUUUUAAUGUUCCAUGGUACCAACAUUGCAUGCUCUCUUGGCAUAAAUAAUUCUUUUAGCUUGUGUGAUUUAGAUUAUUGUGGUGUAUGUCAAAUUCUGAGGCACGGUUUCUCUACUAACAUGGAAUUUCAAGGUGCCCUAGGUGUUUACACUACUUCCAUAAGUGGAAAAGCUUUUGAAUCCAUUAUUAGGCUAUGUGAUGAUGAGGCAUUUACAAGAAAAUCAGUUAUAGUGUGUAGAGUAAUAGCUGGGAGAGUUCUUUGUCCUUUGGAAGAAAUUCAAGAAAAUGUUGAUUCCGGGUUUGAUUCAUUAGCUGGAAGAAUUAGUGUUUAUUCAGAUAUUGAGGAACUAUACUUGUUGAAUCCUAAAGCUUUGCUUCCUUGCUUUGUGGUAAUCUACAAACAACAAAAGAUGGAAAUUAGAAGGCGUCACUCAAUUGCUUAA
Messenger RNA from Medicago truncatula (barrel medic), 909 nucleotides. RefSeq lists its product as uncharacterized. NCBI's taxonomy places the organism in Eukaryota, Viridiplantae, Streptophyta, Magnoliopsida, Fabales, Fabaceae. The transcript is spliced from 3 exons. The record is from RefSeq and is a predicted model, not a curated record. Bases 1 to 909 code for a protein of 302 amino acids.